AUGUCUGACUAUGGUUUGCUAGAUGGGAUUAGGGAAAUCAAAGAGGAAGUCCCGACUCAUUUCAGUAGCAAAUAUUUGGAACUUGAGAAAGAUAGACCUGUGAUGGAUGAAUGUUUGCUUAAUUCUUUAUCUUCUGCAGAUAUGCUUUUAUUGGAGGCAGAAUUCUCUGAUUUGGAGAUCAAGGAGGCGGUUUGGGAUUGCGAAGGUGCGAAAAGUCCUGGUCCUGACGGUUAUAACUUCACCUUCAUUAGGAAUUGUUGGCAUUUCAUGAAAGUUGACAUAUCUCGCUUCAUCAAGGAUUUUCAUAGUAAGGCAAAGUUAUCCAAAUCUAUUACUUCGAGUUUCUUAUCAUUGGUUCCAAAGAAAAUGAACCCUCUUUCUUUGGAUGACUAUUGUCCGAUUUUCUUGGUGGGGUGUCUUCAUAAAAUCAUCUCAAAGUUAUUGGAUGUUUGUUUGAAAAGGGUGUUGGAUGAGUUAAUUUCUAGAAACCAAUCUACUUUCAUUCAUGGGAGGCAGAUGUUGGAUAAAGUUCUUAUUGUGAACGAGGUAGUGGAUUUUUCUACUAGAGAGAAUAAACAAUGCCUUUUGUUUAAGGUUGACUUUGAGAAAGCUUACGAUAAGGUUAACUGA
Lathyrus sativus (Indian pea) is the source of this 630-nucleotide messenger RNA. NCBI's taxonomy places the organism in Eukaryota, Viridiplantae, Streptophyta, Magnoliopsida, Fabales, Fabaceae. The record is from the annotation of a GenBank genome assembly.